AUGAGCUUAUUAUCAGGCACACCAUCGACGUUGUUGACGGGUCAUACACCUGCACGGUGGUAUCACUUUCGCCCUCGAACUAUUGUCUUGAUACUGUUGCCUUUAUUGUCGUUCGGGGGGGCUUGUGGAACUUGGGGUCUCGCGAGGAGUAACGGUCUCUUGGCAGCUAUUCCAGCGCUGUUCGCGGAGGAUAUACCGGAGCUCCCUGGAACAAAUGCGCCUCUAUUGCUGAGGUAUACGGGGUUUAAGGCAGUCGACUACCGACUUUCGACCCUAGUCGUAUUCUCUGCGCCCGUCUUGGACUUGAGCCAUGGCGAUUUGACGUUAUUCGGCCUCCACGGGUUUGGGCAAUUUGGGGCGGCCUGGACUCUCAUGAUGAUGGAGAGCAUGAGAGUGGGGAAUCGUUUCAGGGCAGGAAGCUACAUCGGCACAGUCGGAGUACUCUUCCAGCAACUAACACUCAUCAGCAUCAGCACAGUUGGAGCACUUUUCCAGAAUCUCUCAUUUGCAGUCGUGGUCCCACUAUGGCUAUUCUUGCAUAUCCUCAUGUCCCCGGUAGCCAAGCCUUUCCCUGGAACCCAUGCGAAUAGAGUCCUUUUAGUUCCGUCCUGGGAUCUGAGAAUCCUUCCAUUUUCGAUAACCCUUGGUUACAUCGUUCCCUCGCUGUUAAUGGCACUGCCAUCACCAAAAAUCGUCGAUCCAUCUUUUCAUCAAAUUUAUAUAGCCUUUUGGCACGCGUUUCCAAUUUGGACGGUCGGUAUACACGCAAUAACUAUACGCACGUCUCAGUGGAUAAUCAAGAAGAUGUGGGACAAGACAAACGGACAGCCCCCAAAGCCACAGGGAACCUCGUAUCUGAAUAAUGUAAAACACGUGUACAGAUUUGUGCUGGCAUUGUGUAUCACUACUCAUAUACCAGUGGUUGUCAUUGCCUUGUUGCCAUCAUGGGUCAUUCCUGCGUCAGCAAAAACUCUGGCAUCUUUGGGGAAGAACAAUAUCCUCAAUAUUUUCGUUCCUUACUUCCCAAAGCCCAAUUACCAGGUGCAGCUCCUGGCCGAAGGCGUUCACACCUUCUUGAUGUGGGAUUUAUAUAUCGGAGCAGCAGCAUUCUUGGCCUGGGCUGUCCUGUUAUAUCGCAACGCCACUAGCGAAAAAGCUAUUGUGGAUCCCAACAAGAGCCUGCCAAUAUACGGGGAGUUAUUCUUGGGCAAUAGACCUGAGGAUGUGCCACUGUGGAGGAAACUGUUCCCGAAGAUCGCGCUUUGGACUUUGGUGUCGGGACCGAUAGGGGCUUUGGCAAUUUUGCUCUGGGAACGGGACGCAAUUGUGAGGCAGAAGAUAAAGCAAGGGCUUUGA
This is a messenger RNA of Lachnellula hyalina, 1356 nucleotides long. Its product is annotated as Citreoviridin biosynthesis protein. Lineage: Eukaryota; Fungi; Ascomycota; Leotiomycetes; Helotiales; Lachnaceae. The record is from RefSeq and is a predicted model, not a curated record. The transcript has 2 exons. Bases 1 to 1356 code for a protein of 451 amino acids.